This is a messenger RNA of Carassius auratus (goldfish), 2273 nucleotides long. RefSeq names its product oxytocin receptor-like. The record is from RefSeq and is a predicted model, not a curated record. The transcript is spliced from 2 exons. Gene Ontology annotation, molecular function: peptide binding; vasopressin receptor activity. Gene Ontology annotation, cellular component: plasma membrane. Bases 440 to 1534 code for a protein of 364 amino acids. NCBI's taxonomy places the organism in Eukaryota, Metazoa, Chordata, Actinopteri, Cypriniformes, Cyprinidae. Gene Ontology annotation, biological process: cellular response to hormone stimulus; positive regulation of vasoconstriction; regulation of systemic arterial blood pressure by vasopressin.
GGGUGAACUUUAAUAUGAUUCCCAAAUCAUAAAAAAAACUGAUCGGUUAUAGCCACUUAAGUAAUGAAAUGGAGAUAACCUAUGUUGGCUACAUUAUAAACACAACUCUAUCUGGAAGGUCUAAAGUAUAUUAUUUAUUAUUUAUUAUUAUUUAUAAUAUUUAUUAAGCAAAACUGCCAGAACGAAUGUCUUUGUAAAAGGACAUAUAGUCCAUCAUUUCAGCUUGUGGAUUUCAGAAUGCCAUCUUAUGCUCCUAUUUGAAUGAAGGACCCUCCCCCAUCCAUCAGAGCAAAAUAUAAAACCUCUAGUCUCCGCUCACACACACACACACACACACUAUAGAUGCGCAGACGCAUGCAUACUGACGGUCUUGUGCGCACUGGGACAGUUAAACUGCACCCACUGAACUUGAACUUAAGACACUUAAGAUAUUAAGACAAUGUCUCUCCUUACAUUAAACUUAAGCAAUGCAACUUUGGAGAUAGAAGCCACCAGAGACGAACCCAGGAACGAGCAUUUAGCUCAAAUCGAGAUCGCGCUGCUGAGCGUCAUCUUUCUCUGCGCAUCAGCUCUGAACUUUGGUCUGCUGCUGGUUUUGUGGAAGAAGAGACAGCAGAUGUCCAGGAUGCGCGUGUUUGUGACCCAUCUCUGUUUGGCGGACCUGGUGGUCGCCUUUUUCCAGGUGUGUCCACAGUUGAUGUGGGACAUAACAGACCGUUUCAUUGGUCCUGACCUCGUAUGCCGUUUGGUCAAGUAUCUGCAGGUCGUCGGCAUGUUCGCCUCCACUUAUAUGAUAGUUGUGAUGACUCUUGAUCGUUAUCAGGCGAUCUGCAACCCUAUGGUUACUUUCCAAAGGCGGCGCGCGCGCUGGAACCUGCCCGUAUGCGUCGCGUGGCUCCUGUCGUUCGUCUUCAGCCUCCCGCAACUGUUUAUUUUCUCCAGGGUUCAGGUCGCCCCGGGUGUCUACGACUGCUGGGCUGAGUUCAUUCAGCCGUGGGGACCUAAAGCGUACGUGACGUGGACGACGUUGGUGAUAUUUCUGGUGCCCAUCGUAACUGUGACGGUGUGCCAGGUGCGCAUCUGCCGCGUGCUCCAGAUCAAUCUGUACCUGAAGACCCAGCCGCAACAGCAGCAGCAGCAAGGAGGUGAUGGCGGACACACGCACCCUCUUUCCUCCAGAACCAGCAACGUGGCAUCGGUGUCUAAGUCUCGGAUUAAGACCGUGAAGAUGACGGUGGUGAUCGUGCUCUCCUACACCGUGUGCUGGGCUCCGUUCUUCACCGUUCAGCUGUGGUCUGUGUGGGACGCGGAUGCUCCGACUGAGACUGUAACCUUCACCAUCCUCAUGUUGCUGGCGAGCCUGAACAGUGUUGCCAAUCCGUGUAUCUACCUGCUUUUCACCAUGAAGUCCCCCAGACUGUUGCGAAUUCUCCUGUGCAUGAAACACACAGACACGAAGGAGUCAAUGCCUGAGGAUGCUACGAUGGUCAGCUCUCUGUAUCUGAGCUUUAAAAGCCAAUCUGACAUACGAUGAUAAUGAAACAACACAAUACGUAUAUCCAAAUGCUAUGAACAUAUACCAUAUUAGUAUUCUUCAAACUACUUAGGAGUAUAAUGUAAAUAGAACAUGCAUAUGGUUCAACACUGUAUAUAUCACAGUACCACAUCAGCACAGUACUUUUGUGUAAAUUAAAUCACUAGGCAUCUGAUUGUGGAGUUGUCUCUAUAUAUUGAAGCAUAUCAAAUUCAGAAAAAGUUUUACAUUAAAUUAAUAUUAUGCUAAUUUACCUCUUGCCUACCCUCCACCACUGAAAUUUAUUUUUAAAAACUGGUCAGUCACUUAGUGAUUUUUAUUAUUUCUGUUAUUUAACUGUACAUAACAAGCAGGGAAUUGCUCACAGUGUGUACACAGUGGUGUACAAAAUACAGUGUCUUUAAAUACUGUGAAAAACAUCUCGCUGCUGGUGUGGUGUAUAUUGUAAUGAAAAUGCCUGUAAAUGUUCACUGUUAUGUGUAUCAAUAAAGUGCUUUACUUUUCUGAAACAUUUGGCAUUGCAAUCUAAAUGUCUAAAAGGUGUGUUUAUAAUUAGCUUGAAAAGGUGAGAUGUUAGAAUUUAAAAAAGCUGUUUUGUAUUUGAAUAUAAUUUCAAAUGUUAUUUGGACCAGCUUCGACCAGCUCCAACACUACAAAACUUUGGUUCAGGUUUGUUUAAAGGGGGGGUGAAAUGCUAUUUCAUGCAUACUGAGUUUUUUACACUGUUAAAGAGUUGGAU